UCCAGCUGACAUCUGUUUAUAGCUCUUGCAAUUGCCUUCAAACUGCUUUUACGCUCUUUUUUAAACCUUUUUAACCUAUUAGUAUUAUUAUUCGUUGUAAAACAACCAUGUAUCGUUUGUUGUGUUUAUCACGGGGCUUGAAAUGCACACAAUGUACAUACCGUGCAGAAAAAUCCGAUCGCUUAGGUUCUUUGUUGACAAACAGAAAUAAGUACAGAGAUCAGCUGAUGAGAAGAUUCAUUUCAACACAGAGGAGAUCUCCCUUAUCUUCUAACAACAAGCGGUCCUUAUGGAUCCUGGGCAUCGGAACAGGUUUUGUUUUGGCUCUGGGGUUGAAGUAUGGGGAUUUUGUGUCUGAACGCUGUGAAUGUGUUGUGCAGAAAACGCAUAGAGCUCAGGCGGACUCAAAGUACACAGCUGCUAUAGAGGUCAGCAGAGACCUCGUACGCCGGAUAAAGGUACAGGAUGAAGUUGGAGCUCCCGGCAUAGUUAUUGGCGUUUCAGUGGAUGGAAGUCCGGUUUGGUGUGAAGGAGUUGGCUAUGCAGAUCUGGAGAACAGAGUACCUUGUAGUCCACAGACAGUUAUGAGAAUCGCCAGCAUCAGUAAACCUCUCACCGCGGCAGCUGUCGCUCGACUUUGGGAGGAGGGCAAGAUAGAUCUUGAAGCCCCUGUGCAAAAAUACGUCCCUGAAUUUCCCGAGAAACAAUUUGAGGGAGAGGAUGUCACAAUAACUUCUCGAAUGCUUUUGUCUCACUUGAGCGGCAUCCGUCACUAUGAAAAAGAUGCCAAGAAAGUGAGAGAGGACCGGGAGAAAGCUAAGCGCCUUCUUAAACCCCCAGAGAAAAAAGAAGAGAACAACUCGGACGAGAACAAAGAGAAGCCACAGGCGAAGGACAGCGGUGCUAAAAGCAAAGAGGUUAAAGGACGGCAGAGGAAAAAAGAGUUCGAACAGAAGGAGUACUACCUCAAAGACAACUUUGAGAAUGUCAUCCAGGCUUUGGAUUUAUUCAAAGACGAUCCUUUGAUUUUUAAACCUGGUUCUACAUUUCUAUACUCCACACAUGCCUUUACUCUGCUCAGCGCCGUGGUGGAGAGAGCAGCCGGUCAACGCUUCCUCGACUACAUGAUGAAGAUGUUUCGUGAGAUGGGGAUGCUUAACACCAUUCCAGACGAGAACGACCCGAUCAUUUACAACCGCUCAAGAUUUUACCACCUAAAUAAAAAGAGUCGCAUCGUCAAUUGCCCCUACGUGGAUAAUUCUUACAAAUGGGCUGGAGGUGGAUUUCUGUCCACCGUCGGUGACCUUCUGGUCUUUGGAAACGUUUUGCUCUACAGCUAUCAAAUGGCUGAACUGAAAAACACGGAUGGGCUGCUUCCUGGCUUCCUCAAACCCCGCACUGCCAAAGCCAUGUGGGCACCGGUGGAUAAAACCGAAGCGUCUUGGGACAAAGACGGAAUGUACGCCCAGGCCUGGGUGGUUGUGGAGAAGCGGCAAGAAUAUGGCCAGUGCCGCAGUCGUAGGCAUUACGUUUCGCACACAGGGGGCGCUGUGGGGGCCAGUAGCGUUUUGCUAGUGUUGCCCAGAGAAAGCAAACAGGGUGCUAAUGGGAAGCCUUGCCUUCCACAAGGGGUGGUGGUUACCAUCAUCACCAACAUGCAGUCAGUUGGCCUCAAUACCACAGCGCUGAAGAUCGCCCAGGAAUUUGACAGCGCAAGGGACAAAUAAACACUUAUGAUUGGUAGUUACAAUCAUUUGCACACAUCCUGCCAUUUAUUACCUUAUUAGCCAUGUCGAGAGAUUUCUGUGGCUCAGGUGAGGACAUUCUUCUCAUGUUUAAUACGCGGCGGUGUUACUGCCCCUCGGUUUUUAUUGCACUGUUGUGCCACUGUUGUGCCAAGUGAUCAUUUUAAUAGAUUUUGUACACAUAUUAAAUGUGGAAUAUAUAAUAAAUGUCCUUUGAAAACCUUAAUGAAAAAUGAAAUGUCCUGUGUUGAUCAACAUGGCAUAUACUACCAUACUAGUCUUACUAUUUCUGCAGUAUGCACAGUUUCUCUAACAAA
Molecule: messenger RNA, 2062 nt
Organism: Paramisgurnus dabryanus
Lineage: Eukaryota; Metazoa; Chordata; Actinopteri; Cypriniformes; Cobitidae
Gene: lactb
Product: lactamase, beta
Biological process (GO): regulation of lipid metabolic process; proteolysis
Cellular component (GO): mitochondrion
Molecular function (GO): peptidase activity
Source: RefSeq, a predicted model, not a curated record